Molecule: messenger RNA, 2426 nt
Organism: Drosophila kikkawai
Lineage: Eukaryota; Metazoa; Arthropoda; Insecta; Diptera; Drosophilidae
Gene: Uba2
Product: Ubiquitin-like activating enzyme 2
Biological process (GO): protein sumoylation
Cellular component (GO): SUMO activating enzyme complex; cytoplasm
Molecular function (GO): SUMO activating enzyme activity
Source: RefSeq, a predicted model, not a curated record
AGCCACUGUGGUCAUAUUGCCGGCGGCGUCACUUGCCAAUAUUUUUCGCGUUUAUUUUCUGCAAUCAAACGACUGAAAGAAACAGGAUAAGAAAAGAAUAUGGCUGCAGCUAUCGAUGGCGUUCUUCCGUCCACUUUGCAGGAGUUGGUGAAGAAGUCAAAAGUUCUAGUCGUGGGAGCCGGCGGAAUCGGUUGCGAGGUGUUGAAAAACCUUGUGCUCAGCGGCUUCACAGAUAUUGAAAUUAUUGACCUGGACACCAUAGAUUUAAGCAACCUCAAUCGGCAGUUCCUGUUUCAUCGCGAGCACGUGGGCAAGUCGAAGGCCCGUGUGGCAAGGGAGAGCGCCCUGAGCUUCAAUCCGGAUGCCAAAAUAACCGCUUACCAUGAUAGUGUGACAUCAACCGACUACGGAGUCAACUUCUACAAGAAGUUUGAUGUGGUGCUCAGUGCUUUGGACAAUCGGGCUGCCCGAAUCCAUGUAAAUCGCAUGUGUCUGAAUGCCGACGUCCCUCUGAUCGAGAGCGGCACCGCCGGCUACAGCGGACAGGUGGAGCUUAUCAAACGCGGUCUCACGCAGUGCUAUGAGUGCACGCCCAAAGAGAAGCAGCGUAGCUUUCCAGGCUGCACUAUCCGCAAUACGCCCUCGGAGCCGAUUCACUGCAUCGUCUGGGCCAAGCAUCUGUUUAAUCAACUCUUUGGCGAGUCUCUGGAUGAUGAGGAUAUUUCGCCCGAUGCAGCUGAUCCAGAUGCCCAGGAUGCGGCAGUGAGUGCAGACAGUGAUGGAGCUGGUGGAGAUGCUACGCCAAAAGAGCUCGAUAAGGAAGCCGAGGAGAAGCCCAAGGACGGCAAGGAUGAUGUUACGGACAAUGGCAACGUUGUGCGCAUUAACACCCGUCAGUGGGCCAAGGAUUGCAAUUAUGAUGCUGGCACCCUGUUCAAUAAGUUCUUCAACGAGGACAUCAACUGCUUGCUGCUAAUGGGGAAUCUCUGGCUGAAACGUAGGGCGCCCGUACCUGUACAAUGGGAUACACUGCUGCCCGAAGGCAAGUCCGAUGACAACCCGGAGAUUGCCAAGCAGCAUCACAAGGUCUGGAGCCUUGAGGAGUGUGCAUCCGUUUUUGCCAGUGCUCUCAAGGAGCUGAGUGCUAGUUUCCUUAAGCUGGAGGGUGAUGAUACCUUAUCCUGGGACAAGGAUGACCAGCCUGCCAUGGACUUUGUGGCAGCAUGCGCCAACGUGCGCUCAUACAUCUUCAAUAUUGAGCGCAAGUCACGCUUCGAGAUCAAGUCGAUGGCGGGCAAUAUCAUUCCGGCUAUAGCCACUACCAAUGCAAUCACUGCUGGCAUUUCCGUUCUGCGCGCCUUCAACGUUUUGGAGGCCAAGUGGACUCAGUGCAUUACCGUCUACGCACGCCUUAGGCUGAAUCCGCGUAACCAGUUCCUGGUGCCAGAUGCCUCCCUUCCGGGUCCCAAUCCCGACUGCUCGGUGUGUUCCAAGGAUCCGGCUAUUACCCUGAAGAUUGAUACGAAGCGCAUGACCAUCCGGGACCUGCGCGACGAGGUUCUGAUCAAGACGCUCAACAUGGUGAAGCCUGAUGUGGAGGUACCUCUAACUAGCACCGUUUUGCUCUCCUCGGAGGAAGGCGAGACCGAUGACAUCGAGGGCAAGCUCUUGAGCGAGAUGAACAUCGUUGAUGGUGUGAUCCUUAAGGCCGACGACUUCUUCCAGAACUACGAACUGAGGAUUAUAAUCUCCCACUUCGAUGCAGAGAGGGAGGAUAACCUGUUCGAAGUGGUGGCACAGGCCAAACAACUGCAGCCCAAAGAAGAGGAGCAGAGCAAGGAAAAGGUGGAGGAGAAGAAGGAAGAUUCAGAGAAAUCUGCAAAGAAGCGUUCGGCCAAUGGUGGGGGUGAUGCCCCAGACGAGGGACCCUCGACAUCCAAGCGUAGCAAGCCAGCCGAUGUGGAUGUGGUUGAGGACGACGACGACGACUGCCUGUUGAUCGAAGAGGACGAGGAUGAGGCAGACACAGUGGCAGUCGCCACAGACAAGCUAUCGGUGCAGAGUCCACCAAAGGUCGGCACAAAACGCAAGCCCAGCGAGGUGAUUGAAGAUAACGAUGAGGACAUCACCGAGAUUAUGGAUUCCUCCGACGAGGAGCUAGCGGGACCCACCAAGUGCAAGCGAACCCGUUUGGAUGAGUCUCUGUCCCAACCCGUAGAAGUCAUCAAUAUCGAUUAAUCACAUAAAAAAAAACGGAAGAAACUACUUGGAUAAAAUCUCAACUAAACUCUAAAGUGGCCCAAUAUCUUGUAAUGAAUACAAAUGUACAUUUGCAACUAUUUAACACGCUCACUUUGAAAUUGAGUCGAAUAAUAAAUAGUUACUGGAUCCGCUCAAGUGAAAUGAAUAAAAUUAAAAACAAUUUA